UUUACUAACAGUUUACUCUCUUUAUUCUCAGGGACCGGAAAUACUGUUGCUAUCAUGAUUGGCAAUUCAAAGGGGAUGGAAAUUCUAGAGUUAGCUCGCCGAGGUAUUCCAAUGAUCAUGUCCAUAACUGUUGGUACCCGACAUGUGCAGGAGUGGAUGAGCUCUCAGUCAGUAGUAUUUGUAAUUAUUGCUUUCAUAACAAUGAUGAUCAUCUCCCUGGCGUGGCUCAUUUUUUAUUACAUCCAGAGAUUUCUAUAUGCAGGAUCACAGUUUUCAAGUCAGAACAAGAAAAACAAGAACAACAGGAGAGAAGCCAAGAAAGCUAUUAGUAAACUUCAGCUGCAUACUGUCAGGCAUGGAGAUAGGGAAGUAGAUUUGGAUAUUGAUGGCUGUGCUGUGUGUAUUGAAGUAUAUAGAUCCCGAGAUGUUGUGCGAAUUCUUCCUUGCAAGCAUGUAUUCCAUAGAAUAUGUAUUGAUCCGUGGCUUCUUGAGCAUCGAACCUGUCCAAUGUGUAAACUUGAUGUCAUUAAAGCACUUGGCUUUAUGGUAGAUACUCAUGAAAAUGUUGAAGUAGUUAUACCAGAAAUUGUGCCUGACAGUAUCCCAGUUGGUAAUUCAAGUGGUGCUUUACAAGAAGGAGCAGGAGCUGAAACAAGUACCUUCCCAAACUCCUCAACCUUUGAGUCACUACAGCAUGAUGACAGACUAAUGGAAGAGGAUGAAGCUGCAGCUUUAAUUGAAGCGAAUUUAGAAAUUCAGAGAAAUAGUGAUAGUUCGUCUUGUCCCAUUGGAUGUCCAGAUGCCAGAUGAAUAUUUUUGAUAAAAAUCAAUUUUUGAUUUAAAGCACAAGAGGGGCCAUUUGUGGAUUCUUCUGGAAAAACAAUCGUUCAAUGUGUGCAGCAAAAUAUGAAGUCAUGCAUUUUUAAUUCAUCUCAUCACAGUUCUAACUGAAUAAAAUAACUUUGGUUGAAAUUAAAAGUAACAGAUACUGCUUUCUAGAGGAUAUGUUGAUUUGAGAACACAUGGGACUCCCACUUAGUCACAGCAAAAUUCUUGUUCUUCCACUCUUUACAAAACGUACUUUGAACUUUAUGUUUACUGAAACUGGAAUUAGUAACUUUUAAUCAUUGUUUAGUUACAAGUGCAUUGAUUUUGGUUUCAUCUUAUUCUUUGUACUUUGCAGCCUAUCCAAUAUGUUUGCAAAUACCCUUAUUUUCAUUGAAAAAAUAGUUAAGGAUAAAUUCAGAUGUUUAGAGAGCUAGACUUACUUGUACUAGACCUAGUUGACCAGUAUUGUCAAUAAUUUUAAUGAAACUGGUAAUCUAUAAAUGUUACAUAGAAGCAGUAAUGUAUAGUUCUAGUUUGGUCCUCUAUCUUUUUAAUAGUGUUUUCAUGCUAAGUAGGUUUGUCUAUAAGUCAUCAUUCCUUUAAGGAUAUUGUGUAGUAACUUGAUUUUUGCAACUGUAUAGAUAAAUCUAUAAUAACAAAAUUAAUUCUCUAUUGAAGUGCAUUAAAAAUAUUGAAGAAUAAUAAAACUGUUGAACUUCUGAUUAUCACUGCUGUCGUAAAAUAUUCAUCAUAUAAUUAGAUCAGAAUAUGUUUUAGAGGCCCAGUUUGUGAUCUUGAAUUAUCCAAACUGCAGAAAUGUA
Molecule: messenger RNA, 1649 nt
Organism: Chiloscyllium plagiosum (whitespotted bambooshark)
Lineage: Eukaryota; Metazoa; Chordata; Chondrichthyes; Orectolobiformes; Hemiscylliidae
Source: RefSeq, a predicted model, not a curated record